AUGGCGGCGGCGCUUCGCUGCUGUCGGUGGGCGCUGUGCUGGCGGCUGCCGGGCGCGGGCAGCGCCGCUCGGCCCCUCACCGGCCGCCCGCGGCCCGCGCCCGGCAGCCGCCCGCUGUCUCGCCUGCCGCCGGGCGGCGGCCCGAGGACGGGCGCGCAGGGGAGGCAGCUGGUGUCGUGGCGGUCGCUGGCGGCCACAUUCGUGCUGUGCGGGGGGCUGCUGGCCGCCAUGAAGAAGGUGAAGCGGCGCAAGGAGGAGGAGCUGGAGAAGGAACGAAACCGAGGCAUUGGGAAACCGCUGCUUGGAGGGCCCUUCUCGCUUGUCAGCCAUGAGGGACAGCCCAAGACCAGCAAGGACUACAUCGGCCAGUGGGUGCUGAUCUACUUUGGCUUCACACACUGCCCUGACAUCUGUCCUGAUGAGCUGGAGAAAAUGAUCGAAGUGGUAGAUGAAAUCGAUAGAAUUCCAUCUCUGCCUAAUCUGACCCCGCUCUUCAUCACCAUUGAUCCUGAGAGAGACAACGAAGAAGCCAUUGCCAGAUAUGUUAAAGAAUUUUCUCCGAAGCUGAUCGGGUUGACAGGUACCAAGGCACAGAUUGACCAAGUGGCCAAAGCUUACCGUGUGUAUUACAGCGAAGGUCCCAAAGAUGAAGACAGUGAUUACAUAGUGGAUCACACAAUAAUAAUGUACCUUCUCGGGCCAGAUGGUGACUUUGUGGACUAUUAUGGCCAGAAUAAGAGGAGCACCGAGAUUUCUGCAUCUAUUGCUGCACACAUGAGAAAAUACAGAUCUUAAAACACAAGGUCUUCAAAGAUUCAUGUGAACGUCACCUGUAGGAUUGGCUGUAAUUGGGCACUGGCUUUGAAGCAGAAGCAUACAGGUGUAACAUCUUGUCACCACAUGCCUCCUUUCUUCCAGAUAAGAAAGGCAGCCAUACUUCUGCAAAAUACCAUUAUCAAAAAUCUCUACAGAGCCUUCCCAUGUAUAUUAUUUGCAGCAAGAUCUGGGCUCCAGAAUGAAAUCUGGAACUUCUCUGAAACACUGAUGGGAGCAAAAAAUGGACUUUUCUUUUGGGAAGAACAUGUGCAUCACUGGUAAAGUUAAUAGGUUAUCUCUUGGCAAGACGUCAGCGAAGGACGGUCACUGCAGGAGGAUGAUUACUUGAUGAAAGGCCAUGUGGGCCAUGGCGUUCUCAGAGCAGCCCUGCCCUCCUUUUGAUUUGUGGGUUUUUUUUUUCUUUCUUGCACUGUUUUGCCUUCUGGGAGAGGCGGUUACAAUAUUAUCUAAGAGUACUUCUUUAUGAAGGUUAAGGAGGUGAAGAGCACUGAAAGCCUCAGCAGCUUCUAUGCAUGCGACUAGCCCUGUAGUGUGCCUGACCUCCUCUUCAUUUGAAUGCAGAAAUGAAAUGUGUUUUUCUAGGUUAUUUUUCCAGGUGAAUGCUGUUAACUUACAAGGGAGUGGGUAAUGGGUUGCAAAUGGAUUUUUCUUCUGGUCUAAAUGAUUUUAUGCAUAGUUGGCCUGAUUGUGCUAUGCUGAAUAGUGAAGCGGGGAGGAUGCAGGGGGUCUGUGGCCAUGCAUACAGCUGUCAAUCAGAUAAAUUUUUGCAGUGCAGCAUUUGAAAAUAAAGAUUGUUUUGUAUAAGCGA
Messenger RNA from Phalacrocorax carbo (great cormorant), 1645 nucleotides. The record is from RefSeq and is a predicted model, not a curated record. NCBI's taxonomy places the organism in Eukaryota, Metazoa, Chordata, Aves, Suliformes, Phalacrocoracidae.